Pyrgilauda ruficollis (rufous-necked snowfinch) is the source of this 7526-nucleotide messenger RNA. It is a transcript of the gene VWA8, whose product is annotated as von Willebrand factor A domain containing 8. Gene Ontology annotation, molecular function: ATP hydrolysis activity; ATP binding. NCBI's taxonomy places the organism in Eukaryota, Metazoa, Chordata, Aves, Passeriformes, Passeridae. Gene Ontology annotation, cellular component: cytoplasm. The record is from RefSeq and is a predicted model, not a curated record. The transcript is spliced from 45 exons. Bases 94 to 5748 code for a protein of 1884 amino acids.
UUGUGCGGCUGCGCUUCCCUUCCCCCGCGCUCGGCCGGGCCGCGGCCGUGCCGGUGUCUCUGCCCCGGCCGUGCCCGUCUCCCCGCGGUCUCCAUGCCGUCGCGGGUGCUGUGCCUGGGCGGCGGGGCCGGGGGUCCCGCUGCGCGCAGGGUCCGCCUGCUCCUGCGGCAGGUGGUGGGCGGCGGCGCGGCCGCGGCGCGGUACGGCCGCUCCGAGGUCAGGGCGCUGCACAGCUCAGGUGAUACUGUCACUAUUGGAGAUGUGUCUUUUAAACUCAAAACACCGAAGAACCCAGAACUUGUUCCACAGAACUACAUGACAGAGUCUCUGGCCCAGUCUGUAGUCCACCAUUUAAGAUGGAUAAUGCAGAAAGAUCUUCUUGGCCAAGAUGUCUUUCUUAUUGGGCCUCCUGGGCCUCUCCGGAGAUCUAUUGCCAUGCAGUACCUGGAGCUGACAAAGCGGGAGGUUGAAUAUAUCGCACUGUCGAGGGACACCACAGAAACUGACCUCAAACAGCGACGAGAGAUCCGGGAUGGCAGUGCUUUUUAUCUUGACCAGUGUGCAGUUCGUGCAGCUACUGAAGGCAGAAUCCUUGUUCUGGAAGGCUUGGAGAAGGCUGAGCGGAAUGUCCUGCCAGUGUUGAACAAUUUGCUGGAGAAUAGGGAAAUGCAGCUUGAAGAUGGCCGUUUUCUCAUGUCUGCAGAUCGUUAUGACAAACUUUUGAAGGAGCAUACAAAAUCAGAGUUAGAUGCAUGGAAGAUUGUUCGGGUUAGUGAAGAUUUUCGAGUGAUAGCCUUGGGCCUGCCAGUACCUAAAUACUCUGGUAACCCUUUGGAUCCACCUCUCCGCUCUCGAUUUCAAGCGAGAGAUGUUUAUCAUCUACCCUUUAAGGACCAUCUUCAGCUGUUAUAUUCAAUUGGAUCAAACAUUUCCACAGAGAGAAUUUCUCAGCUCCUGUCUUUUGCUACAACUCUCUGCUCUCAAGAAUCUUCUACAUUGGGACUUCCAGAUUUUCCUUUAGACAGCUUAUCGGCUGCAGUUCAGAUUUUGGAUUCCUUUCCUAUGAUGUCAGUCCAGCAUGUUAUUGAUCGGCUUUACCCCUAUCAUCUUUUCCUUGGAAAGGAAGGCAGGACUGCUGUCAAAGACAUGUUAAAACGCUUUGAGCUUCAAGAUUCAGAAAAACAAUUGUUUCCCAGGAAGAUUACUAGAGUAGAAAGUGUAUAUGGAAACAAACCCUUUAAGGCUGAUGUAACUGUCCAAAUUGGCGAAAAAGAAGUGACAUUCCAGGUUCCAGCUGGAACUGGAAUGUUAAAAAAUCAUUCUCGAUCAGAUACUUUCAUAAGGACUUCCAGCCAUAAUCAACUGUUGGCAGAAAUGAUGCAAUCCCAUAUGGUUAAAGAUAUGUGUUUAAUUGGAGGAAAAGGCUGUGGCAAAACAGUUAUUGCCAAGGAGUUUGCUGAUAUACUGGGAUACAGCAUAGAACCUAUCAUGCUAUACCAAGAUAUGACAGCUAGAGAUUUGCUACAGCAAAGGUACACUCUUCCAAAUGGAGACACUGCUUGGAGACCAUCACCUCUUGUCACUGCAGCUCUGGAAGGAAAGCUUGUUCUUCUUGACGGCAUUCAUCGAAUUAACCCUGGCACUCUAGCUGUGCUCCAAAGACUAAUACAUGACAGAGAACUGACUCUCUAUGAUGGCACCAGAUUAUUAAGGGAAGAUAGAUACCAAAAUCUAAAAGAAGAAUUGCAGCUCUCUGAUGAGAAACUACAGGAGAGGUCUAUCUUUCCUAUCCAUCCUUCUUUCAGAAUAGUGGUCUUAGCAGAGCCUCCUGUCAUUGGAAGUAGUACCCAACAAUGGCUGGGUCCAGAGUUUCUGACACUGUUUCUUUUUCAUAAUGUUCGCUCUUUAAGCAAGAGUGAAGAAAUUGAAGUCAUUAAACAAAUGAUUCCAAAUGUACCCAGCGUUGCUGUGGAAAAGUUGUUGUCAGUAACACACAAGCUUCGGGAGACAAAUGAUGCCACUGCACAGUCACUGGCCUCAUUUUUAUCUACUCGACAACUGUUGCGAAUUUGCCGUCGACUGUCACAAUAUCCAGAUGAAAGCCUUUAUGAUGCUGUUAAUAAAGCCUGCCUUUCCAGAUUUUUACCAAACCUCGCCAGAUCAGCUUUACACAAAAAUCUGCAGGAUUCUGGUAUUGAAACAAGUCCAGAUGACACAGAGAAACUAGAAGGAAAGGAUUACACAUUUGUAUCUCUGACUUUGUUCUAUCAGAAUGUGUUGCUGCUCUCACAUAUGAUGGUAAUGGAAGAUAUGCUCAAGGACUUUCUGCUGGGAGAGCAUCUUCUUUUAGUUGGCAACCAGGGAGUUGGGAAAAACAAGGUUGUUGACAGAUUCCUUCACCUUUUAAACAGACCCAGAGAAUAUUUACAGCUGCAUAGGGAUACCACUGUACAAAGCCUUACCCUACAGCCUUCUGUAAAGGAUGGUCUUAUUAUAUAUGAAGAUUCACCACUGGUAAAAGCAGUGAAGUUUGGACAUAUUUUGGUAAUUGAUGAGGCGGACAAAGCACCAACAAAUGUUACCUGUAUCUUAAAAACUUUAGUAGAAAGUGGGGAAAUGGUUUUGUCAGAUGGAAGGCGAAUUGUUGCCAAUCAUGCUCAUGUAGAGGGGAGAGAAAACGUCAUAGUUAUUCAUCCUGAUUUUAGAAUGAUAGUUCUGGCAAAUAGACCUGGAUUUCCUUUCUUGGGUAAUGACUUUUUUGGCACAUUAGGGGACAUUUUUAGUUGCCAUGCUGUUGAUAAUCCCAAACCACAGUCAGAACUGGCAAUGCUUAAACAAUAUGGUCCUGAUGUUCCAGAGGCCAUUCUGCAGAAACUGGUAGCUGCUUUUGGAGAGCUCAGGAGCUUAGCUGACCAAGGAAUUAUUAACUACCCCUAUUCAACUAGAGAAGUUGUGAACAUUGUAAAACAUUUACAGAAAUUUCCAUCUGAAGGACUCGCAAAUGUUGUUCGAAAUGUAUUUGACUUUGACUCAUACAACAGUGAAAUGCGUGAAAUUUUAUACAACACUUUGCACAAAUAUGGGAUACCUAUUGGAGCAAAACCGACCAAUGUACAGCUGGCCAAGGAACUGCCAUUACCAGAUCAUAAGUUUGUGGGCUACUGGAAGGUCGAUCAGCCAGGAAAUGCACAAAAGAAAAUGCUGUGUCCAUCAGAAACUCAAAAAAUAGAUGUAAAGGGCCCUGUGCACUUAAAUAUUCAAGGCUUUCCACUGGAACGACAUGAAGCCAGGUCCAUCAGUUUCACAGAAGAACUUGCUUUUUGGACACUGCCUUUAGAUGAAAUUAACUUGGUUUGCGACGUCACAGUAACAAAAGAAGAAGAACAUAAAAAUGUUCUCUAUGUUACUACAUGCAAUCCUGUUUCCUUGUACUUCAUGAACAUUUCUAGUAAGACUGGAUACUUUGUGGAUCUUUAUGACCUCUUCCCAAGAACAGUUGGAAGUGUCUGGCAACCUUUUGUGACUGCAGCACCACUGGGAAAUCCACUUAAAGGUCAAGUGGUUCUACAUGAAGAGGAGAGCAAUGUUGUGUUGUUGCUGGAUACAAGCAACGGUGCCCUUCGCCGACUUCUGCUCUCACCAGAUGCUCAAGACUCUCCUAAGAGAACAUCUUGGUGGAGCAACAAGGAAGAGAAGAGCAACUACAAAAUGUGCCGAGAGUUUUCACACAAAAACUGGCUGGUGUUCUACAAAGAAACAGGAAACCACCUUAUUGUACUGGAUGUACUGGAGGGUCAAGCUCACACCAUCUCACUUCCAAUCAGUCUGAAAUCUGUUUUUCUGGUGGCUGAAGACCGGUGGCUCUUAGUGGAAAACGAAACAAAUAAGAAAUUUCUUUUAACCAAGCAUGCCCAUAUGGAAGCUCAAGGCAGUGAAGUUUGCCAGCUGCAUGCAUUGAAUGAAGAGCCAGCUGACAUGGGAUUUGGCUUAACAACAGUGUCAGAACUGAGUGUGCCUCAUGCAGUUUCAACUGACCAGCUAUCUUCAGAAAACCUCAGUGCAGCUGUGGGACAAAAGAUCAGCUCCCCCAACAGGAUCUUCUCAGAUGAGCAUAAUUAUGCUACUAUUGUCAUUGGUUUCCCAGACCUCUUGUCUCCCAGUGAAGUGUAUAGCUGGAAGAGAAACUCCUCUCUGAGUCACAAACGUGCUUCUCCUUCUGAUCCACUUUAUUAUGGAGCCCAGAGGAAAACAGGAGCUGCAAAACAAACCAAUUGUGUUACUUUAUUGGCUUCUAAUCAAAUAGUCCGAAUUUUAGCACCUGGAGAUGUGCCUCUGAAAGACAUUUACCCAAAAGAUGUCACUCCUCCGCCAGCUGCUGGAUACUUGGAAGUAACGGAUCUUAAUUCAAAGAAAAUCAAAUACAUUGCAAUUCCUAGGUCACAGUCUCUCUCUCCAUAUACAUCUUGGCUCUCUAAGAUCUCAGAUGCUGACGCCCUGCUGGCACCUCUGGGCAAAGUAGGUUUGGUUACUGUGGACAUGGGAGGAGGUGUGAGGCUUUGGGAGACUGGGCUGGAAAGCCUCCAGCAGUCACUGCAGGAUUGGAGGAACAUGAUUGGCCAAGAAGAUGGUCGUCCUGUGCAGAUAACCAUUGAGAGGGAAAGUGGUUUGGAUGUCAGCUCCCCCAAACAUGGAAAAGUGGAUCCAGACAACAUGCCACAUGUUGGUGGAAAUACGUGGGCUGGUGGAACAGGUGGGAGAGACACUGCUGGGUUAGGUGGCAAAGGUGGGCCGUAUCGGCUGGACGCUGGCCACAGGGUUUACCAAGUGUCUCAGGCUGAAAAGGAUGCUGUUCCUGAGGAAGUUAAGAGAGCUGCUCGAGAGAUGGCUGAAAAGGCCUUUAAACAGAGAUUGAAAGAGAUUCAGAUGAGUGAAUAUGAUGCAUCAACUUACGAAAGGUUCUCUGGAGCAGUCCGACGUCAAGUUCAGUCACUCCGCAUCAUCUUGGACAAUCUGCAGGCCAAGGGUAAAGAAAGACAAUGGCUGAGACACCAAGCUGUUGGAGAGCUAGAUGAUGCUAAAAUCAUUGAUGGGCUGACAGGAGAAAAAGCCAUAUAUAAACGACGUGGAGAACUUGAGCCACAACCCGGCAGCCCCCAGCAGAAGCCCAAGCGCCUGCGCCUGGUGGUGGAUGUUUCCGGCAGCAUGUACCGCUUCAACGGGGUGGAUGGGCGCCUGGAGCGCUCCAUGGAGGCCGUCUGCAUGGUCAUGGAAGCUUUUGAGAAUUAUGAGCACAAAUUCAAGUACGACAUUGUUGGACAUUCAGGAGAUGGCUUCAACAUCGCCUUGGUUGGGAGUGACGAAGUUCCCAAGAAUAAUAAGCAAAGAUUAGAGAUUCUUAAGACCAUGCAUGCCCACGCUCAGUUCUGCAUGAGUGGAGACCAUACCUUGGAAGGGACAGAACAUGCCAUUCGGGAAAUUGCCAAGGAGGAGGCUGACGAGUAUUUUGUUAUCGUCUUAAGUGACGCAAAUCUGGAGCGUUACGGAAUUCCGCCAUCGAAGUUUGCACAGGUCUUGACCACCAACACUCAAGUCAAUGCUUUUGCCAUAUUUAUAGGAUCCUUGGGAGACCAGGCAGAUAGGCUGCAGAGGACACUGCCAGCAGGUCGGUCUUUCAUUGCCAUGGAUACCAAAGAGAUCCCUCAAAUUUUGCAGCAGAUCUUCACAUCUACCCUGUUGUCAAGUGCCUAAGCAUCACUGAUGUCACCGGGUGUGAACUCAAAGGGGAAACCCACUCCUGCUGGAGGUACAAACCCUAAAGCUGAGGAUAAACACAAUUAUUAAUAAAAUACAUACCCUUCUUUAAUCAGCCAAGCAACCAUAAUCUACAUGACGGCCAGGCUGUAAAUUUCCCCCAGAGUCUCUCAAGCGACUCAGCACAUUCAAAGGGCAGAGGAUGGCAACACAAUGAAUGCUUUUCUGGAGGGACAAACAAACAAAGGACAAUCUGUGAUCAUUCCUCUGCUUGCCAUGUUGCCAGCACUAUGGAAUCAUGUCCCCCUGUUUCAUUAAACACAGUUCACUGGGAUUUGGUAAUCCUGUGCAAGGCAGAUCCAGGCAAUCUGUGUCAGUGUUUCAGGUGCAUAUGUUUGAAUGGAUGGUUAACUCCAUCUCUGAUUUAAACAGGCCUGCUCUUGCCAGGCAGGAAAUCCUUCCUUCCUCUCCUGUUGUUUUCUUGUCUCGAUGGGCAUCAGGGCUUCACCCGACACUGGGAACAAUGGAGCAGUUUGGAAACACGGACCAUCACGCGUAAACAUUCAUUAUCUGAUCAGGCACAGUGCUCCGAGUUGUCAGACCUAGAGAAAGUGGCUGUUAAGAAGUAAAAGAAACAAAAAAAAUUUGGUUCAGUUCUGCCUAUGAAAAAUAACGGGAAAGGGUCAAAACACUCUUAAGAACCCAAGAGGCAGCAUUUCCAAGAAGGAAACUUUGCACAAUUCCUUUGCACAGCUGAUGAUGCUGCACCCACUGCAGUGUUACACAGAAUCCCUCAGAUGGCCUCAGCACAUGGGGUUGGCUCUUCAAUCAGAAGACAAAAAGGUUACUAGUGUUUUGCUAGAGCAUGUUCACAGUCUGUUUUUCUUGGGUCAUUUGAAGGUUAAACUGGAGGAGAGAUUUAGGCAUGAAAAAAUAAAUUAUUUUUUUAUAAAGGAAGAGGGAAAAGUAUUUUAGCAAGAUAUCUGUGUUAGAAUGUAUUUAAUAUCCAAGUUAGUUGUAAAGACUUACUUUAUGAUUCAAUCAGUUGGUGUUUGGCUUGUCCCAUAAGGUGAUAAUUCCUCUUUAUGUACUAAAGAAGAGCUAUUUUGUAGUUCUUUGGGAACAGUGGAAUACUCGAUGAAUUGAAUGUAUGAUUUAAUGACGCUGGUGUGGGGGAUGUGCAUCAUAACUGAUACUAAUUACAGAGUAACUGAAUAACAGAACAUUCAGGAAGAAUGCCUACAAAAAUCUGAAGGAGGAAUUGCAAUUAUUUUAAUUUUUCUCUUAGUCUUGCAGUUGAUCAAGCUGCACCUUGAGCAGUAUCUUUAGAAGGGAAGAGGCAAAUUAAUUUGGUCUCAUUAAAUACAACCAUCGGUGUUUUAAAGGAUCCAGCUUAUGGUGGUCGUUCUCUCGUCCAUCAGUCCUGCAGCAAAAAUCUUUACCAGACCAUCAAAAAUCUCCCCUGUUUAGGAUGAGUUUUGAAGCCUGGUCAGCUUUCAAACUCUUUAUGACAAGAGGGGACGGAAGACAUUUUUCAAAGUCUUGUUAGCAUUGUUAUGAUAACUAUAUAUGUGAAAACAAAGAGAUUGAAGAUGCAGUUCCUGUUUGGAAUUGGGAGGAGAAGGUUUAGAAGGUUUUCCCUGGUUGGGACAAAUGCACAUGUAUGCACAUACACACAGAUGCUGCUACUAAGGGGAAGUGUGCUUCAAAAUAAAAAUAUCUUGGUCCUGUAAACAUAUGAUGAGAUACUAAAUGCAAUAAAGUAUUGAAAUAUU